CCAGCAGGUUCCCGGGCAGCCAGUGGGCGGGAAUGAACAUGGUCUUCGACCAACUGCUUUCUGCUAGCUGGCCUCCUGAUGUCUCAAGGUCCAACCGAAAGCGGUUUCGUAAAGCUGGGCUGUGCCAUUGUCCUCAGACGUUACCAGCAGGUCUCCCGCGUAAUGUCGGACACAGACAGCGACGAAGAUUCUGCUGUAGGAGGACCGUUUUCUCUAGCCGGGUUCCUGUUCGGCAACAUCAAUGGAGCUGGGCAGCUGGAAGGGGAAAGCGUCUUGGAUGAUGAGUGUAAGAAGCACCUGGCAGGCUUGGGGGCUUUGGGUCUGGGCAGCCUGAUCACUGAACUCACGGCAAAUGAAGAAUUGACGGGGACUGAUUGUUCCUUGAUAAAUGAUGAAGGAUGGAUUAGGAGUACAGAAGAUGCUGUGGACUAUUCUGACAUCACUGAGGUGGCAGAAGAUGAAAGUCGAAGAUAUCAGCAGACAAUGGGUAGCUUGCAACCCCUUUGUCAGUCAGAUUAUGAUGAAGAUGACUAUGAUGCUGAUUGUGAAGACAUUGAUUGCAAGUUGAUGCCUCCCCCACCUCCACCCCCAGGACCAACCAAGAAAGAGAAGGAUCAAGAUGGUAUUACUGGUGUGUCUGAAAAUGGAGAAGGCAUCAUCUUGCCCUCCAUCAUUGCCCCUUCCUCUUUGGCCUCAGAGAAAGUGGACUUCAGUAGUUCCUCUGACUCAGAAUCUGAGAUGGGACCGCAGGAAGCAGCACAGGCAGAAUCUGAGGAUGGAAAGCUGACUCUACCAUUGGCUGGUAUUAUGCAGCAUGAUGCAACCAAGCUGUUGCCGAGUGUCACAGAACUUUUUCCAGAAUUUCGGCCUGGAAAGGUGUUACGGUUUUUACGUCUUUUUGGACCUGGGAAGAAUGUCCCAUCUGUUUGGAGGAGUGCUCGGAGAAAGAGGAAAAAGAAGCACCGUGAACUUGUACCGGAAGAGCAGAUCCAGGAAGUGGAGUGCUCAGUAGAAUUAGAAGUCAGCCAGAAAUCUUUGUGGAACUAUGACUACGCUCCGCCACCUCCUCCAGAGCAGUGUCUCUCUGAUGACGAAAUCACAAUGAUGGCUCCUGUGGAGUCCAAAUUUUCCCAGUCAACUGGAGAUACAGAUAAAGUGAUGGACAACAAACCAAGAGUGGCUGAGUGGCGUUAUGGACCUGCUCGACUGUGGUAUGAUAUGCUCGGUGUCCCUGAAGAUGGCAGUGGGUUUGACUAUGGCUUCAAAAUGAGGAAGACUGAACAUGAGCCUGUGACAAAAUGCAAAACGAUAAAGAAAUUCAGGACACUUGAGGAAAGCAAUAGUGUUGAUCUUCUGGCAGAUGAAAAUUUCCUAAUGGUGACACAACUGCACUGGGAAGAUGAUAUCAUCUGGGAUGGGGAGGAUGUCAAACACAAAGGAACAAAACCCCAGCGUGCAAGUUUGGCAGGAUGGCUUCCUUCCAGUAUGACAAGGAAUGCCAUGGCAUAUAAUGUUCAACAAGGUUUUGCAGCUACUCUGGAUGAUGAUAAACCUUGGUACUCCAUUUUCCCCAUUGAUAACGAAGAUCUGGUAUAUGGACGCUGGGAGGACAAUAUCAUUUGGGACGCUCAGGCCAUGCCCCGGCUUUUGGAGCCUCCUGUUUUGACACUUGAUCCUAAUGAUGAAAACCUGAUUUUGGAGAUUCCUGAUGAGAAGGAAGAAGCUACAUCUAAUUCUCCUUCCAAGGAGAAUAAGAAAGAAUCAUCUCUGAAGAAGAGUCGAAUUCUCUUAGGAAAAACAGGAGUUAUCAAGGAAGAGCCACAGCAGAACAUGUCUCAGCCAGAAGUGAAAGAUCCAUGGAAUCUCUCAAAUGAUGAGUAUUACUAUCCCAAGCAGCAGGGGCUUCGAGGUACUUUUGGAGGGAAUAUUAUCCAGCACUCAAUUCCAGCUGUAGAACUACGACAGCCCUUCUUUCCCACCCACAUGGGACCCAUCAAACUCCGGCAGUUCCAUCGCCCACCUCUAAAAAAGUACUCCUUUGGGGCACUAUCUCAGCCAGGUUCACACUCAGUUCAGCCUUUGCUAAAGCACAUCAAAAAGAAGGCAAAGAUGAGGGAACAAGAGAGGCAAGCCUCAGGUGGUGGAGAAAUGUUUUUUAUGCGCACACCUCAUGACCUCACAGGCAAAGAUGGAGACCUUAUUCUUGCAGAAUACAGUGAGGAAAAUGGGCCAUUAAUGAUGCAAGUUGGCAUGGCAACCAAGAUAAAAAAUUACUAUAAACGGAAACCUGGAAAAGAUCCUGGAGCCCCAGAUUGCAAGUAUGGGGAGACUGUUUACUGCCAUACAUCUCCUUUCCUGGGCUCUCUCCAUCCUGGCCAGUUACUACAGGCAUUUGAGAACAACCUUUUUCGUGCUCCAAUUUAUCUUCAUAAGGUGCCAGAAACUGAUUUCCUGAUCAUCCGAACAAGACAGGGCUACUAUAUUCGGGAACUAGUGGAUAUUUUUGUGGUUGGCCAGCAGUGUCCCUUGUUUGAAGUUCCUGGUCCUAAUUCCAAAAGGGCCAAUACACACAUUCGAGAUUUUCUGCAGGUUUUUAUUUAUCGCCUCUUUUGGAAGAGUAGAGAUAGACCACGGCGAAUCCGAAUGGAGGAUAUAAAGAAAGCCUUUCCUUCACAUUCUGAAAGCAGCAUCCGCAAGAGGCUAAAGCUCUGCGCUGACUUCAAACGUACAGGGAUGGAUUCAAACUGGUGGGUCCUGAAAUCUGAUUUUCGUUUACCAACGGAAGAGGAGAUCAGAGCUAUGGUAUCACCAGAGCAGUGCUGUGCUUAUUAUAGCAUGAUAGCUGCAGAGCAGAGACUAAAGGAUGCUGGCUAUGGAGAGAAAUCCUUCUUUGCUCCUGAAGAAGAAAAUGAAGAAGAUUUUCAGAUGAAGAUUGAUGAUGAAGUUCGCACUGCUCCUUGGAAUACCACGAGAGCUUUUAUUGCUGCUAUGAAAGGCAAAUGUCUCCUUGAGGUCACUGGAGUGGCAGAUCCUACAGGCUGUGGUGAAGGAUUCUCAUAUGUGAAGAUUCCCAACAAACCAACACAGCAGAAGGAUGAUAAGGAGCCUCAGCCAGUAAAGAAGACAGUCACAGGAACGGAUGCAGACCUUCGUCGCCUGUCCCUGAAAAAUGCCAAGCAACUUCUUCGUAAAUUUGGUGUGCCUGAGGAAGAGAUUAAAAAGUUGUCCCGUUGGGAAGUUAUUGAUGUGGUACGCACAAUGUCAACAGAACAGGCCCGUUCUGGAGAGGGGCCCAUGAGUAAAUUUGCCCGUGGAUCAAGGUUUUCUGUAGCUGAGCAUCAAGAGCGUUACAAAGAGGAAUGUCAACGCAUCUUUGACCUACAGAACAAGGUUUUGUCAUCAACUGAAGUCUUAUCUACUGACACAGACAGCAGCUCAGCUGAAGACAGUGACUUUGAAGAAAUGGGAAAGAACAUUGAGAACAUGUUGCAGAAUAAGAAAACCAGCUCUCAGCUGUCUCGUGAACGGGAGGAACAGGAGCGAAAGGAACUACAGCGGAUGCUACUGGCAGCAGGCUCAGCAGCAUCAGGAAACAAUCACAGAGAUGAUGACACAGCUUCUGUGACUAGCCUUAACUCCUCUGCCACUGGCCGGUGUCUCAAAAUUUAUCGAACAUUUCGAGAUGAAGAGGGAAAGGAGUAUGUUCGCUGUGAGACAGUCCGGAAACCAGCAGUUAUUGAUGCCUAUGUGCGCAUACGGACCACAAAAGAUGAGGAAUUCAUUCGAAAAUUUGCCCUUUUUGAUGAACAGCAUCGAGAAGAGAUGCGAAAAGAACGGCGCAGAAUUCAAGAACAGUUGAGGAGACUUAAACGGAACCAGGAAAAGGAGAAGCUUAAGGGUCCUCCUGAGAAAAAACCCAAAAAAAUGAAGGAACGCCCUGACCUAAAACUGAAAUGUGGAGCAUGUGGUGCCAUAGGGCACAUGAGGACAAACAAAUUCUGCCCCCUUUAUUACCAAACAAAUGCUCCACCUUCCAACCCUGUUGCCAUGACAGAGGAACAGGAGGAGGAGCUGGAAAAGACAGUCAUUCAUAAUGAUAAUGAAGAACUUAUCAAGGUUGAAGGGACCAAGAUUGUCUUGGGAAAACAACUAAUUGAGAGUGCGGAUGAAGUUCGGAGAAAGUCUUUGGUCUUGAAAUUCCCUAAACAGCAACUUCCUCCCAAGAAGAAACGCCGUGUUGGAACCACUGUUCACUGUGACUAUUUGAAUAGACCUCAUAAGUCUAUCCAUCGGCGCCGGACAGACCCUAUGGUGACACUGUCAUCUAUCUUGGAGUCUAUCAUCAAUGAGAUGAGGGAUCUUCCAAAUACAUACCCUUUCCACACCCCAGUCAAUGCAAAGGUUGUAAAGGACUACUACAAAAUCAUCACUCGACCAAUGGACCUACAAACACUCAGGGAAAAUGUGCGCAAACGCCUCUAUCCAUCUCGGGAAGAAUUCAGAGAGCAUUUGGAACUAAUUGUGAAAAAUAGUGCAACCUAUAAUGGGCCCAAACACUCACUGACUCAGAUUUCUCAGUCCAUGCUGGAUCUCUGUGAUGAAAAACUCAAAGAGAAAGAAGAUAAAUUGGCUCGUUUAGAAAAAGCUAUCAACCCCUUGCUUGAUGAUGAUGACCAAGUGGCAUUUUCUUUUAUUCUGGAUAACAUUGUCACUCAAAAAAUGAUGGCAGUUCCAGAUUCUUGGCCAUUUCAUCAUCCAGUUAAUAAGAAAUUUGUUCCGGAUUAUUACAAAGUGAUUGUCAAUCCAAUGGAUUUGGAGUCUAUACGUAAGAAUAUCUCCAAGCACAAGUACCAGAGUCGAGAGAGCUUUCUAGAUGAUGUAAACCUUAUUCUUGCCAACAGUGUUAAGUACAAUGGGCCUGAAAGUCAGUAUACGAAGACUGCUCAGGAGAUUGUGAAUGUCUGUUACCAGACAUUAACCGAGUAUGAUGAACAUUUGACUCAACUAGAGAAAGAUAUUUGUACAGCUAAAGAAGCAGCUUUGGAGGAAGCAGAGUUAGAAAGCCUGGACCCAAUGACACCAGGACCUUACACACCUCAGGCUAAGCCUCCUGAUUUGUAUGAUAACGGCACAUCCCUCAGUAUUUCCCGAGAUGCCUCUGUCUUUCAAGAUGAGAGCAAUAUGUCUGUCUUGGAUAUUGCCAACGCUGCUUCAGAAAAGCAGGUAACACAGAUGUGCCAGGGCCGAGGUAGGCUUGGCGAGGAAGACUCUGAUGUAGAUAUUGAAGGGUAUGAUGAUGAGGAGGAUGGGAAACCUAAGACUCCAGCCCCAGAAGGUGAAGAUGGAGAUGGUGAUCUUGCAGAUGAAGAGGAAGGAACUGUACAACAGACUCAAGCCAGUGUCCUAUAUGAGGAUUUGCUUAUGUCGGAAGGAGAAGAUGAUGAGGAAGAUGCUGGGAGUGAUGAAGAAGGAGAUAACCCUUUCUCUGCUAUUCAGCUGAGUGAAAGUGGAAGUGACUCUGAUGUGGGAUCUGGUGGUUUAAGACCCAAACAACCCCGAGUGCUUCAGGAGAGCACAAGGAUGGGCAUGGAAAAUGAAGAAACCAUGAUGUCCUAUGAGGGAGAUGGUGGGGAGGCUUCACGUGGUUUGGAGGAUAGCAACAUCAGUUAUGGGAGUUAUGAGGAGCCUGAUCCCAAGUCAAACACUCAAGACACAAGCUUCAGCAGCAUCGGUGGGUAUGAGGUUUCAGAGGAAGAAGAAGAUGAGGAAGAAGAACAACGCUCUGGGCCGAGUGUCUUAAACCAGGUCCAUCUGUCAGAGGAUGAGGAGGACAGUGAGGAUUUCCACUCCAUUGCUGGGGACAGUGACUUGGACUCUGAUGAAUGAGGCUUCCUUUGGGCCUCCUUGGUCUGCCUUCCCUGUUUUCUGUUUUCCAUCCUAAGUGGCUUCCUUUCCCCAACUUAUUUAUAUUUGUACAGUGUCUGAUCAUGUAAUUACCAGAUUAACACCUUAGCUUUGAGAAUAAUAAUAAUAAUAAUAAUAAUUCCCCCAACCUUUACCAGAAAGAGAGAGCAAACACUUUUCUCCAAUUCUCUCCUGUAAUGCCAUUUAUUCCUCUUGGUAUAUAAUUUUUCCCUGGGAAAGAAGCAAAAUUAUGAAAGGACUAAUGACUUUUUGUCCUUCUGAUACAUUAGAAAUCUAGUCAUGACACCAUUUCACUUUCUAAUUUGCAGGCUGGAAUAGGUGAGAACCAGCCCCCUGCUGGAACAGAGAAUUAGGUGCUGAUGGGCUCUGUGCCACGCUUAAAAAGCAAAUCUAUUGGAUAUCUGCCUGUUAAUGUAUUAUUUAUUUGGAUGUACAAUCCCUUGUUCCUAAAAGGAAUAGAGAGACGUGGCUGUGUACCUUUGAAACAGCCUGUGUGUCAGCAAUGAUAUGUUGCCAUGUGAAUUUGCUUUCCACCCCCCUAGGAGAACUGUUAGGAAAAUGGUUCCUUAGGACAGAGACUGUCUUGUUUCUUUUUAUACUUAGGAUAUAGUUCUGUGCUAAGUAGGUAAAUGUUCUUAAAUCAUGCAAUCUCAACAGAUACAGUACUGAGUAUCUGCCCCAUGCUGAGCACUCUUAUCAGGUCCUUGGGAUGCAAAGGCAAUAAAAGAGCUCACCAUCAAGUUGGGGGAGAUGGGUGUAGAAUUCAAAACAUGUUAAUAAAUCAUUAUAGGACUGUGAAACAAACGAAGAAGUAAGCUGUAACUGGGUGUGGUGGUGCAAGCCUUUAAUUCCAGCGCUCAGGAGGCAGAGAUGGGUAGAUCAUUGAGAGUUGGAUGCCAGCCUGGUCUCAGUAGUAAGUAAGCUGUAAAGUAUAAGGGAAAAGUAGAGAAAAAAUCAUGUAUGAAAGCCAGGGAAGGCUUCUGAUUUGUUUUAGGAAUUUUCUGUAUUAUCGAAUGAGGACAAACGAAAGAAUCAUGUAAUAGACAUCUAUGAUCCCACUUUUGUAGAAGACACAAUUAUGGAUCUAUAAUUAUAUGUGUUUAUAUAUGUAUGUACAAAGGAAAAAAUGUGAAAGGAUAUAUGUUAAAUUGUUCACAGUGAUAACCUCUGAGGAAUGAGGAUGGAGAGAAGUGGUUGAUGUGGUUUAUGUAUAGUGGGUGGUGGGUAUUGUGUUUUUAUUUCUGUAUUGUUUGGUUUAUGUAUAGUGGGUGGUGGGUAUUGUGUUUUUAUUUCUGUAUUGUUUGAAUUUUUAUGUAUUAUUUUUGUAAUAAAAUUUUAAGAAUUGGGGCUGGA
This is a messenger RNA of Nannospalax galili (Upper Galilee mountains blind mole rat), 7278 nucleotides long. It is a transcript of the gene Taf1, whose product is annotated as TATA-box binding protein associated factor 1. The record is from RefSeq and is a predicted model, not a curated record. Gene Ontology annotation, biological process: DNA-templated transcription initiation; transcription by RNA polymerase II; RNA polymerase II preinitiation complex assembly. Bases 79 to 5886 code for a protein of 1935 amino acids. The transcript has 41 exons. Gene Ontology annotation, molecular function: DNA binding; RNA polymerase II general transcription initiation factor activity; histone acetyltransferase activity. Gene Ontology annotation, cellular component: transcription factor TFIID complex. NCBI's taxonomy places the organism in Eukaryota, Metazoa, Chordata, Mammalia, Rodentia, Spalacidae.